AUGUCUACUGACUCGAAACUCUAUGCUCAUUCCAUGAGCGUCAUUCAAAAGGCCAACACUGCUGCAACACAACAACUAUACCUAGCCGAUGCAGCAACUUCAAACCUCAACUCAAACCCUCAGCCAGGAAAUCCGCAUGCAGAGACUUCGCAGAUACAACUGCAAGAAACACGGGGGCCUUACAUUGGAAAGAAAGAGGUAAGUAAACGUGGGAAGCACCCCGUUCUGGUUUAUCUGCUGGCUGAAACGUCGUACUCCUUCGCCCUCGCGCGUAGAGGUGCUCGGCACGAUUCUUAUAUUUGCAUAGGAUGUGAGAAGAGUGGAGCGUGGAAAAGUAUAAAGGUUUGACU
Messenger RNA from Strongylus vulgaris, 350 nucleotides. The record is from the annotation of a GenBank genome assembly. Lineage: Eukaryota; Metazoa; Nematoda; Chromadorea; Rhabditida; Strongylidae.